AUGGCGAGCGAGCUGCCGAUGCUGACGCGCAAGGAGCAGAUCGACGCGUUCCUGUGGAACACCAUCGAUGCCGUGCUCGUGCUGCGCUUCGGCCACUCCGACGACCCCGCCUGCAUGCAGCUCGAUGACGUGCGCUGCAUGGCCGUGCGCCCAUGCGUUGCCCACUUGACCUCAUCCCCGCUCUAUCCCCACACCCUCCCCCUCGCCGCCCUUUCUCUGUCUCCACGCCCGCACUUGUCGCCGCCAAUCACGGCUCGCCAGCUAACGCGGGCGGCGACGGACGUGAGCGGGUUCGCGCGGGCGGCGCUGGUGGACGUGAGGGCGGCGGGCGUGGCGGCGUACGUGGCGUGCCUGGACGUGCAGGUGCUGCCCGCGUGCGUGUUCUUCUUCAACGCCACGCACAUCAAGAUGGACUCGGGAUUUCGCCGGGUGUGCAAGCGGGGAGCAUGGGGUCUCGGGACAGGGAAGGAGAAAGGGAGAGUGGGGGGUUGCAAUGGUGGUGGGAGAGUGGGUCCUUGCUUGGCCAUGCAACCGCGUGUCCUCUCUAUUGCGUUGCUUACAAUUCCCCGUCUGCCAUUUGCUCCACCUCUCACCCCUCCCGCUACUGCUGCUGAUCCCUCCUGCCCUGCCCCCCUGUCCUGCUCCCCUCCCCUCCCCUGCUGCCCCCUCUCCACCACUUCUCCCCCCCUGUGCGCCCCUCCCCAUGCACACGCGCCCGGCAGCACGGCGGACCACAGCAAGUGGGUGGGGCCGUUCGCAUGCAAGCAGGACUACAUUGAUGUCGUUGAGACCAUAUACAGGGGAGCCAUGAGGGGCAAGCUCAUAGUCACAUGCCCGCUGCCCAAAGACCGCAUUCCCCACUACGAUCUGCUUUAUCAAGGCUUCUAG
Messenger RNA from Closterium sp. NIES-65, 888 nucleotides. The record is from the annotation of a GenBank genome assembly. Lineage: Eukaryota; Viridiplantae; Streptophyta; Zygnematophyceae; Desmidiales; Closteriaceae.